Molecule: messenger RNA, 1922 nt
Organism: Panicum virgatum (switchgrass)
Lineage: Eukaryota; Viridiplantae; Streptophyta; Magnoliopsida; Poales; Poaceae
Product: protein REVERSION-TO-ETHYLENE SENSITIVITY1-like
Exons: 2
Coding region: 1153-1854 (233 amino acids)
Biological process (GO): regulation of ethylene-activated signaling pathway; response to ethylene
Cellular component (GO): Golgi apparatus; endoplasmic reticulum
Source: RefSeq, a predicted model, not a curated record
CCGCUUGCGGCCCCGUUGGUUCGGUCGUGCGUCUGCGGCGCGGCUUUGUAUCAGGGUGCCUGGAAUGGAUUUGGGGUUGAGUUUGGGGAGCUUUUGUGCUCUUUUGUCGGCUGAGACGGGGGAUCCUUGAGAGCGAAUGUCGAAGCACAAUCGGCUGCCUUGCGAUUUACUUUUGUUUACUGCUUGGUUUCCUACUACCAAAUCCGAUUUGCAUGUCUGGAACGAGGCAGCGGACGGCGACAGCUUAAGGUCACAGGUCUGAUCCUGAUAAUGGAGCUGGCACUGCUAAAUUAGAUGUCGUAGUACUGACAUUUUAGCACACGCAGUUACAUGGUAGUCGAAUUCGUGUUCGUCGUCCUGGCCCCGGCUCGGAGCACACCUCCCCCAACGCUCCUGCAUUUCAUUUCGGCAUUUCGUCGAACUGUCAGAGGAUGCGAUGGCGUACACUUUAUUUGGAUUGGGGAGAGGAGCAGCAGCUCCUGGACGUGCAAAUGCGCUUCUAUUUCAAACAUGUAUCCGUUGUCAUUCCUUACCAAUCUGAUCCCAUCUUCCUGCAAUGUAUUAGAUUCAUCAUGUCCUUAAUAUGUUAAACAAAAAAAACAUUAAAACUACAUUUGACAAUGUCGAAUACUAAGUCGAGUACCCUUUGUCUGUGCAAGUUUUGAACCAUAUGUUGCCAAUAUGGGCUGCUAUGGCUUUUGUAUUUAUGCAGUGCUGCCUCUUCACUUCGUCAGAUAUACCAAAAUCAGCACCUGGUCCAACCGUGCACAAACUAGAAAGUAGAAAAGGGGGCAGGUUAAUUGUUUUGGGGGAGUGGUGUGUGAGAGGAUGUACUAGGAAAAGUUAGUGGAUACUCGGUUUCAGGACAAUUUGUAGUGGAUACAAAGAGGUUCAUUUUGUUCCAGACCCAUUAAUCAUGCCUUUAUGAACAUAUUGAUAUAUUUCAUUGUGAUGUUGCUGUAUGGCAUUGUAAAGGUACUGUACUAAACUAGGGGCACAUUUGAUUCUCCACCUUUUUUUAAUCGCGAAGUAUGUGACUGUAACUUGUUCCUUUCUUCUGAGUGAAGGUUGGCAUCUGUGAGAUUGAGGCUAGUCACAUUUUGUUAUCUUUAAGAAUAAGGAACAUCAAUAUCACCAAAAGUAAUUUCCUCAAUGGAGCUUGAAGCUGAUUUAAAUGAUGAAGAUGUUAGCUCAAAUAAUGGAUUACAAGAGUUGUGGCCACUUGGCGAAAUAGACCCAAAGAGAGCAAGGUUCCCGUGCUGCAUUGUCUGGACUCCUCUUCCUGUAGUUUCAUGGCUUGCCCCUUACAUAGGGCAUGUUGGAAUCUGUCAGGAGGAUGGGGCUAUCUUGGAUUUUGCCGGUUCAAAUUUGGUGAGCGUGGAUAAUUUUGCUUAUGGUUCAGUCGCCAGAUACCUCCAGCUUGACAGAAAGAAGUGCUGCUUUCCUGCUAAUCUUGCGGCUCAUGUAUGUGAGCGGUCGUACAAUCACUCAGAAGUUGGAGCUGCGAUAUCAUGGGAUGAUGCUCUUCAAUCGGGCAUGAGGCGCUUUCAACACAAGUUUUACAAUCUGUUCACCUGCAAUUGCCAUUCAUUCGUGGCAAACUGCCUGAACCGUGUCGCCUACAAUGGUUCUGUGGAGUGGAAUGUUUUGAAUGUGGCGGCCCUUGUUUGGUUUCAUGGCCGAUGGGUGGACAAAAUGUCUGUUGUUCGGUCAUUCUUACCUUUCUUAACUGUAACAUGCAUCGGUAUUUUAAUGGCUGGUUGGCCUUUCCUUGUAGGGAUGGCAGCAUUCUCAGCUCUUUUGAUUGGAUGGUUUAUUUUUACAGUAUGCUGUUUUAAGGGCUUGGUAUGUUGAUUGAUUUAUAUAGAACUUUUUGAAUGAACCCGCAAAGAAUUCUUGAAGGAACACUGAAAUUACUAUCA